AUUUGGGUCAAAGUAGAGCUACCGGGCAACCACAUCUUGACUGACUACUACAAACAAAAUCUUUUCCCAAUAUGUCGAAACUCAAUGUGAACAUUACGACUUUGUUUGUCGCCCUUCUUCUGGCGACCGUGACAUGGGCCCAGAAUCCUAGGAAGACUCUAAAACCACCGAAACCCUCCAAGGGCCAGUGCUGCGACGAGGUUCGUUCCCUUAAGGUCCAAGUGGCCAAUCUGACCAGCCUUGUCGGGGAGCUGACUCGCAAGCAGGAAGCCGACCUGAGAAGCGUGGUGAGGCAAAUCAUGGAUCUGGACAAGCAGAACCGGCAACAGGAAGCCCGGGUCACCGAGGCUGAGAGCAAGUACUCUGAAAUUAAUAACCGCGUUGAGAUCAUGCAGCUUCAGACUCUGCAGUCAGCGCCUCAGACGACAUCGGAUGCUAUAUACGACUGUGCAUCGCUCUACAGCAAAAGCUAUAAGAUAUCCGGCGAGUACAAACUGCCAAAAGAUGAGUUUCUGGGAACGCCUGAGUUGAGCGUGUUCUGCGACAUGGACACAAAUGGAGGCGGCUGGACUCUGAUCCAGAGACGUAAAGUGGGCUUGACGUCAUUUAACCGUGACUGGAAGCAGUACAAAAGCGGCUUUGGAUCCAUCCGUGGAGACUUCUGGCUUGGCAAUGACCACAUAUUCCGUCUAACAAGGCGGCCCACUGUGCUCAGGAUUGAGAUGGAGGACUGGGAAGGAGAAAGCCGUUAUGCCGAGUACGGCUUUUUCACCGUGGCCAAUGAGCUCAACAGCUACAAGCUCUUCCUUGCCCACUACAGCGGGAAUGCCGGAGAUUCCCUGCGCUACCACAACAACACCAACUUCAGCACACUCAACAAGGACAAUGACAAGUGUGUUGACGACUGCGCUUCUUUGCGUAAAGGUGGUUACUGGUACAACUGCUGCACCGACUCCAACCUGAAUGGCAUUUUCUACCGCUAUGGUGAGCACGUGAAGAGCACAGAUGGGAUCACUUGGUACGGAUGGCAUGGUCCCAACUACUCCCUGAAAAAGGUGGAGAUGAAGAUCCGGCCGGUGGGUUUCCAGCCUUAAGUUCUACAGCUCUAUAUCCCGGAUGCCAUGAUGAGGCUUUCCCUUGGCAGCCAAAGGAAAGCCUGAUUAAGUUUGAUGUUUUUCCAUUUGUACUAUGUUUAAUUGUACAUUUUUUAUGUGUGUUUGUUUAGUCUAUUUAUCAGUAAAAUAUUUCAUUUCUUGAAAUAUAAGUAGCAAUAAUUGGAAUGGGACCAUAUAUUAUUGAAUUACGCCAACAUUGUACUGUUAUUACACUAACCGUUGGUUGCCAUUGUUGUAAAAUGUGUACAGAUGUGUUUUUAUACGUGACA
Molecule: messenger RNA, 1384 nt
Organism: Doryrhamphus excisus (bluestripe pipefish)
Lineage: Eukaryota; Metazoa; Chordata; Actinopteri; Syngnathiformes; Syngnathidae
Gene: angptl7
Product: angiopoietin-like 7
Biological process (GO): blood coagulation
Source: RefSeq, a predicted model, not a curated record